AUGAACUUUAGGGAAAGACUACAUAAGCUUGUGACUGAGCCUUGGUAUUUGGGGACUGUUUAUGCUCUUACCUUUGUGGUGGUUUUGGGGCUGUUGGUGUGGAGAAUGACCGUUGGAGGGAAGAAGGCACUGGUGAUGUAUCUUUGUGUGCAUGUUUAUAUGCUGAGUGCGAAUGUUAUACAUCCCUUGAUGGUAAUCAUAGUGUUUGAGGAAAAUAAUGUCACCACCUGAACGAAAAUUUGCUGUUGAUUGUUAUCAAUAUUCUUUAUCUUCACUCCAUUAGGAUGAAUCAUUUGCACUAUGUUCUCAGAAUUAUUUUACAAUGAUCCUUGGCCAGAAGAGGCAGAAGUUAUUACGAUUUGACUUUUCUCUAUUCCUUUCCUCGCCUUGUACAUUCCUCUGCCUAUUGUGUUUGAUGAGUCUAAGGAUGCAGGGUUCUGGAUUGGCUAUUCAUUGCUGAUUUACUUGUCAAUUUAUUGACACUUAAUCUACUUCUGGAGCAAGUUAAUAUUCGACAUAGAAUGGGAGACGUACUUGAACCCUGUGACAUGGAUAGUAGCCCUUGUAUUCUUCAUUUGGUAUUUGGUUGACUUGGCGGCGAAUAAAAUGUGCAAGAAGCCUGAAGAGCAAAGAGAACUAGAUCAUAUUCCUGCCAUUGAUGCAGAUUUUAGAGCCAGAGAGAGAUCAAGGGAAUACAAAGACUGAAUUAUGCAGUUUGAGCUUCAUGUUAAGCAACAAGAUCAAAUAAUUAGAAACCAACGAAGGAAAAUUGAGGAGCUAAAAAGACGACAGGAAAAUAACUCUGACUCUGACUCUGAAUUAGAUUCAGAAACAAGCUCUGAAAGCAGUGAGGAAUCAUCAGAGUUUUGUUAUGAAGAUAAUGAGCCUAAAUGUCCUAUCGACCUGGAAGAUUUCAAUGAUGGGAGGCCAGUCAAAGAAUGCAACAGAUGAAACAAUAAGAUGCAUGAAGAGUGAUACAGACAAUGGUUUAAUAUGAAGAAGAAGUGACCUCUUUGCGGACUCGUGCCUUAUUAAUAUUCUC
Molecule: messenger RNA, 1042 nt
Organism: Moneuplotes crassus
Lineage: Eukaryota; Ciliophora; Spirotrichea; Euplotida; Euplotidae
Source: the annotation of a GenBank genome assembly